AUGACCAACGAAAGCGACGAUCUCGCCAUCACAAGCUGUGAUCGGUGCCCACGAAUGGUUGCGUUUGGAAACAUACUGCUGGACAUAAGCGUUGAGCUGGAGGAUGGAAAAAUUCUGAAUGAUUUCGAUCUGAAGCCCGAUGAUCAAAGAGAAGUACCUGCCGACAAACUAGCUGCCCUUGUCUCCGUUGCCGUAGAAACCUGCGGGAACCCAAUCUAUAAUCCCGGUGGAUCUGCAUUGAACACAUGCCGUAUUUUGCGAGCACUUGGAGAGAAGAACAUAAUUUUUUGCGGAGCCGUUGGAGUUGACGAGAAUGGACAAAUACUGCAACAGAUUUUGAAAGAUUGCGCGCUAAACACCUGCAUUCAAACGUUGCCAGAUGAAAUCACCGGAACGUGCAUGUGCCUGAUCAGUGGAGACAAACGAAGUCUGAAUGCUAACAUCGGUGCUUCGUUACACUUCAAGAAAGAAUUUGUAAGCUCGCGCUGGUGCCAGUCUAAGAUUGGAGUGUGCAAGUCAGCAGCACACACAAACAUCGACGAAGACAUUCGAAUUUUCUACAUCGAAGGGUAUUUCGUGCCGGAAAAGUUUCAUAUUUGCACUUAUAUUUAUGAACAAUAUUGCAAGGGGACGGCAAACCUGUUGGUGACCAAUUUAAAUGCAUCGUAUAUACUGCAAGACUUCACCGUAGAAAUGCGCUAUCUUGUCGAACAUGCGGAUUUAGUGUUUGGCAAUUUGGCUGAAUUCAUUGCGCUGGCACAGAUUUACAAGUGUGCCGAUGUAGACGCAUUGGCUCGAUUGUUGGUCAAACCGUAUCGAAAGCAUAAUCGUAGCAAGAUUCUUAUCGCAACCGAUGGCUGCCGAAGUGUUCGGUUGUAUUAUGGUGCAGGAUCAAAGUUCAUCGCUGAAAACUUUCCGGUUCCAGUGAUACCGGCCAACGUAGUCAUCGACACUACGGGAGCUGGCGAUUCAUUUGUGGCGGGAUUUCUGUACAAAUUCAUGAACGAUGAAAGCCCAACGUUAGCGGACUGUAUUCGAUACGGGUGCAAAGUGGCUGGAAAGGUAAUACGGCAAGUGGGGUGUAAUCUGCCCUCCAGCGUACCUUCAUCGCCCUCGGUUACGCCAUCUGCCAAGGAGGGAAUGAUGCCUUAGAGUUAAGAGGAGAUUGUCUCUAUAUUUUAAAAUCCCUUAUCAGUAUGUUCCUGUUCUCCUGUGUUUCUACUUAAAACAAUUUCUAGGUGCUUGCUAAUUGGUGAUUUUGCUAUUACUGCAGUAGGUUAAGGGAAUUUGUUGAAGAAAUUGUUA
Molecule: messenger RNA, 1305 nt
Organism: Anopheles nili
Lineage: Eukaryota; Metazoa; Arthropoda; Insecta; Diptera; Culicidae
Gene: Adk3
Product: adenosine kinase
Exons: 4
Coding region: 1-1152 (383 amino acids)
Biological process (GO): purine ribonucleoside salvage
Cellular component (GO): cytosol; nucleus
Molecular function (GO): adenosine kinase activity
Source: RefSeq, a predicted model, not a curated record